Messenger RNA from Pteronotus mesoamericanus, 2807 nucleotides. It is a transcript of the gene LDLRAD3, whose product is annotated as low density lipoprotein receptor class A domain containing 3. The transcript is spliced from 6 exons. NCBI's taxonomy places the organism in Eukaryota, Metazoa, Chordata, Mammalia, Chiroptera, Mormoopidae. Gene Ontology annotation, cellular component: plasma membrane. Gene Ontology annotation, molecular function: protein binding. The record is from RefSeq and is a predicted model, not a curated record. The coding region runs from base 21 to 1058 and encodes 345 amino acids. Gene Ontology annotation, biological process: receptor-mediated endocytosis.
GCGGGAGCCGCGGCCGCGCCAUGUGGCUACUGGGGCCGCUGUGCCUGCUGCUGAGCAGCGCGGCUGAGAGCCAGCUGCUCCCCGGGAACAACUUCACCACCGAGUGCAACAUUCCGGGCAACUUCAUGUGCAGCAACGGGCGGUGCAUCCCGGGCGCCUGGCAGUGUGACGGGCUGCCCGACUGCUUCGACAAGAGCGACGAGCAGGAGUGCCCCAAAGCCAAAUCGAAAUGUGGCCCAACGUUCUUCCCCUGUGCCAGCGGCAUCCACUGCAUCAUUGGCCGCUUCCGGUGCAAUGGGUUUGAGGACUGUCCCGACGGCAGCGACGAAGAGAACUGCACGGCAAACCCACUGCUUUGCUCCACGGCGCGCUACCACUGUAAGAACGGCCUCUGCAUCGACAAGAGCUUCGUUUGCGACGGGCAAAAUAACUGCCAAGACAACAGCGACGAGGAGAGCUGUGAAAGUUCUCAAGAACCUGGCAGCGGGCAGGUGUUUGUGACAUCGGAGAACCAGCUCGUGUACUACCCCAGCAUCACCUACGCCAUCAUCGGCAGCUCCGUCAUCUUCGUGCUGGUGGUGGCCCUGCUGGCACUGGUCCUGCACCACCAGCGGAAGCGGAACAACCUCAUGACGCUGCCGGUGCACCGGCUGCAGCACCCUGUGCUGCUGUCGCGCUUGGUCGUCUUAGAUCACCCCCACCACUGCAACGUCACCUACAACGUCAACAAUGGCAUCCAGUACGUGGCCAGCCAGGCCGAGCAGAACGCAUCAGAAGUGGGCUCCCCGCCCUCCUACUCAGAGGCCUUGCUGGACCAAAGACCUGCAUGGUACGACCUCCCUCCACCGCCCUACUCUUCCGACACCGAGUCCCUGAACCAAGCCGACCUGCCCCCUUACCGCUCCCGGUCGGGGAGCGCCGACAGCACCAGCUCCCAGGCCGCCAGCAGCCUCCUGAGCGUGGAAGACACCGGCCACAGCUCGGGGCGGCCUGACCCCCAGGAGGGCACCGCCGAGCCCAGGGACUCCGUGCCCAGCCGGGGCACCGAAGAAGUAUAAAAUCCGGCCGUUCCAAAGUCCAUAUGGGUGAAUCUGCUCUGACUUGUUACCCUCCUAACAACUUGCACUCGUGGGAAGCUCUUCGGGGUGCCUGCAGGAGUGACCUGGGGUGUCAGCUGUCUCUCCUUUCCCCUCCUCCCCCACAUUGCAGGGGUGUUUUGGGGAGGGUGGCCCAGCGUUUUCCUGGCCUCUCAGUUGACAUGAUGUAUAUUGUCCAUCUUUUCUGGGAGGCCACCCUUCCGCCGGGGCGCAGGACCACAGCUUCACGCGUCACGUUUUCCUGUUACCAUGGCACUCUGGCCGAGUCGGCGGCAGCAUAAAGCAGGGUGUCAGUAGCCCCUGAGAAGCAUUGUCUCUGUGCCGUGUUGGGUGUUCAGAAGGGCAGAAGACACUCGGCCACGUUCCCGGUGGGCUGCCACCUAAGAGCUGUGUUUGGGGGUUUGGGUUCAAAGCCAGGCGGGCAUGGAAACCUAGCAUUAUCCUGUGCAUUACUCUCAGUUCAGUGGCCAGAGAAAGCCUUUGACAUGAGUUACGCCCUUCAGUAAUCAGCUGUGGCAUUUUGGGUUUGUGAAACCGUCUAGAUAGAUUCUGGCUUUAAAAGUUUGCCUGAGAAUCCUUGUUUUGAGAGCUUUCUCUGGCAGUGAAUUACCAGGCUCAUCCCAGAGUAGGCAGGAAGUCCCCCACGGGUUUAUCCGAGUUCACAGCCUGACAUGCACGCUGCGAGGAGCCUAGCCCUGCUUUUGUCCACGGUCCCUGCCCUGGUUUCUGGACUGUCAGCCUCCCGGCUGCGGCAUGCCUGUGGCUGAGGGAUGAGCACCCAGCCGGAGCUGGCCUAAUACCUGAUCUGGCCCGCUGGCCCUCUAAACCACACCCAUCCUGCCUGGCCUGCUCAUGCAGCUUCAACACUAGCCCCCUAAGCUCCCUUCAGUCAAAAGUCAUUUCACCUGUGUAUUUGGAGUUGACACCGGUUGCUAACACAGAGAACUGUGCUCAGUACCUCCCACCAGAGCCGCCAGCUGCCUGCACUGCGCACACUCCCCGCCCCGAGGCCCCGAUACAGGGUUAGGCUUAGAGUUGGAUUUAACCUCUUCGAACAUCCCAUAGUUUCUCCCCUGAGAAACAGGGAGAUGGUGGACAAUUUGGAGACAAGAUUUGCCAUUUGGACUUUUUUUUUUUUAAAUCUUUUAGAAAUGCAUUUGAAACAGUGUGUUUGUUUUUUCCCUUCUAGUUAAGGGACUAUUUAUAUGUGUAUAGGACAGCUGUCUUUUUUGUUGUUUUUUUCUCUAGUGAGGUCCAAAGAAAGAUCACGCCUUUGUCCCGCUGAUCCCUGAUAACAAGUCACUCCAGACUGACCUGCGUGCCAGGUGUUUGUGCAUUGUUGCACUUUGAGCUCUUAUUUAUCUAGUUCUCAAAGGAUGCUGAAUGAGGGGUGCCUUUCUCCCUCAGUCCUAUCUCUGUUUUGCUAGCUUUCCUCUUCUCUCUGCCCCGCCAGCCACAGGGCCCACCCCCUGGGGAUAUAAUGGGCAGAAACCUGGGUGUUUGGCAAGAAAUGGACAGGGGACAAAACUGGAACCAGGGAGCCACUCUGGCCAGCUGUCACCCAUUCAGGGCUUCCUUCCCCGGCCCAGCAAACUUGCAGUAGCCUCUUUGAUGCUAAUUCCCGUGGAGCCUGCGGAGGGGGAAUGAAGUAGCGUUCAGUGAUCCUAUUCUGCAGACUCCUUUUUUGAACCAGACCCAGAGGACAUUACA